Molecule: messenger RNA, 591 nt
Organism: Coniosporium apollinis CBS 100218
Lineage: Eukaryota; Fungi; Ascomycota; Dothideomycetes
Exons: 2
Coding region: 1-591 (196 amino acids)
Source: RefSeq, a predicted model, not a curated record
AUGCCUGACCCUUCCCACGCUGAGUUAAUGCAGCAAAACUACGAAAUCCGCCCCGACCCCCACGCCUUGACCCAAAACCCGGAUCCCUCACACAACAGCUCCUCAGGCGUCGACUACGAGCCGCAUCCCGAGAACAGCAUCAAGCUAGAGCCGGAGCGCCAGAAGAUCGUGGAUGCGAUCACGCGGCUCUAUAGUGGCAUUGCCAGCGAGGAGGACAUGAGGGUUUAUGCUGAGGAGGCGGUUUAUGAUGAUCCGUGGAGUUACUGUGACACUAGGUAUAAGAUUGCUGGACAGUGGUGGGGCAUACCGAAGGUGAUGGCCAAAUCGCAGACGCUCAAGACCGAAGUCGUCUCAUCGAAACCCCACGAGAUUGUCUUCAAGCUGCAGCAAGAGUAUACACCACGGCUACUACACAUAUCAAAAGCGGUAAACUCGCUAGUCACUCUGACGCUGGAUGAGCAGGGGAAGGUGCGGUAUCAUAAGGACAUGUGGAACGAGAAGGACUACAGUCACGAAGGCUUGGGUAGGAUAAUGAAGGAGCUGAAUGGCGAUCACUUGACGAAGAUCACGCAGCCGCCGAAGUUAUUGUAG